Molecule: messenger RNA, 954 nt
Organism: Manihot esculenta (cassava)
Lineage: Eukaryota; Viridiplantae; Streptophyta; Magnoliopsida; Malpighiales; Euphorbiaceae
Product: protein NDR1
Exons: 1
Coding region: 184-801 (205 amino acids)
Biological process (GO): defense response to other organism
Source: RefSeq, a predicted model, not a curated record
CCCAUUGGCCAAACCUAGCUUUGUCGUUACCCACAAAAGCUAAAAAUCAAAGAUAAGAAGAGAACAGAGCAACAGCAAAGAUCUUUGCAACAAAUCUAGGCCUGGAGAAGCCUAAAUCAUCAUCUUCUUCUUAGAUCCCUUAAGGAGCUUCACCGGAAAACUUCCUCUCAUUACCGGAAAGCCAUGGCGGAUUGUGGUGAUGGUUGCUGUAGGUGCUGCUGCAGCUUCAUAUUCACUCUAGGCCUGACAGCUCUUUUCAUGUGGCUAAGCCUGCGUCCCUCAAAACCCAAAUGCAUACUCAAACAAUUCUACAUUCCGGCCCUUAACAAGACCCUGAAUCCUCCAGGAAAUACUACACUCUUCUUUCAGCUCAGACUAGAGAACACUAACAAAGACAAGGGAGUGUACUACGAUCCGGUAAAUGUAACAUUUUUCGACAGCCCGAACAAGAGUCACUUCAUAGGGAAUUUCAACAUCCCUAAGUUUUAUCAAGGGCACAAGAAGAAGGCAACGAAAGGUGGUAAUUUUAGCCCCAGUGGAGUUGAUUGGAAAGCGGUUUCGCUGGCGGUUUCUAAUGGGUCGGCUGUUUUCCAUGUAAAUAUGGCGACUUGGGUGAGGUACAAGAUUAUGGCAUGGAAAACUAAGAGGCAUAGGAUCAUGGUCGGAGCCGAUGUGAAAAUCAGUAAUGAAGGCACUCAGGUCAACCCCAAGAAGGGGAUAAAGCUGAGUUCAGGUCAAGAAAUGAUUGGAAAAUCUUAUGGGAAAACAAUAGUGAUUUUGUUAAUCACUUUGUUUGCUUAAUUAUUUUGAAUUUCCUAGAGGUUCUUUCUUUUUGUGGGUAUCUGUAAUUUCCUGGAAAAAUGCAGUUGUUAUUAAACUGAUAGUUUGCACAUGUGGGAGUUUUUUGGAAUUGAAAUUGGUAUCCACUAUUCACUAUUCACUAUUCACUAUUCA